GGGAGGAGACAGUAGCUAAGGAUCCAGAUCCACAAGCCAGCUAUUCAUUGUUCUUCAAAGAGAAAAUCAAAGAAGAGAAACAGAAGGACAUGUCCCAGGGUCUGUUGACAUUCUGGGAUGUGGCUGUGGAUUUCUCACAGGAGGAGUGGAAAUGCCUGGACUCUGGUCAGAGGGCUUUGUACAUUGAUGUGAUGUUGGAGAAUUACAGCAACCUGGUCUCUGUCGAGAACUAUUAUACAUGUGAUACUGUCUAUCACCAUGUGAGGACCGAAAAAGAGUCAUGUCAGUGUAAUGAGCUUGGUGAAAUGCUUCAUGAUGCCUCCAACUCUGAACUUUAUAAAAGAUAUGACAGUACAGAACCCUCUAAUAACUACAGGUGCCAUAAGGACAGGGAUGCCUCUGUUGACUCAUCAAACCCAGAUCAACAUAAAAGGAUGCACACUGGAGAAGAACCUUUCAAAUCUAAAGACUGUGAGAAAUCUUCCAGUUUGUGUUCCAACAUUAGGCAAGAUCAAAGACUCUCCACUGCAAAGAAAGAGCACAAGCAGGAUGAACAUGAUGACCAUUUCAGCUCUACACACAGUCUCAUGGAGCAAACAAUCUACAUUAAAGAGAAACGAUACCAGUGUGGGCAAUGCAGGAAAUUCUUCAGUACUGCCUCAAGCUUCAGCAUACAUAAGAGAAUUCAUACUGGAGAAAAACCCUACAAGUGCAAUAUUUGUGAAAAAUCCUUUAACAAGUGCACAAAUCUUAAAACACAUCAAAGGCUUCAUACUGGAGAGAAACCUUACAAAUGCAAAGAAUGUGAAAAGUCAUUUGUGCAGGUAUCUGCACUUAAAAGCCAUCAGAGAAGGCAUACUGGAGAGAAGCCUUACAAAUGUAAGGAGUGUGACCAAUCCUUUGCCCACUGUGCAUCAUUAAGAUGGCAUCAGAAAACUCAUUCUCCUGAGGUACUACGUUAUGAAUGUAAAGAAUGUGCUAAGUCCUUUUUUGAAUUAUCACGUCUUAAAAGGCAUUACAGAAUCCACACUGGUGAAAAGCCUUACAAAUGUGAGGUAUGUGAUAAAUCUUUUACUACAAAUUCAACUCUUAAAACUCAUCAGAAAAUUCAUACUGGAGAGAAACCUUACAAAUGUAGGGAAUGUGACAAAUGUUUUACCAAGUGCUCACAUCUUCAAAGACACCAGAGUGUUCAUAACCAAGAGAGACCUUACAAAUGUAAGGAAUGUGGGAAAUCUUUUACUAAGUGUUCAACUCUUCAAACACAUCAGAAAGUUCAUAAUGUGGAGAAACCUUACAAAUGUAUGGAAUGUGAUAAAUCCUUUACCCAGGUCUCACAUCUUAGAACACAUCAGCGAAUUCAUACUGGAGAGAGACCUUAUCGAUGUAAGGAAUGUGACAAAUCUUUUCGUGACAGCUCAACACUUAGAGUACAUCAGAAAAUACAUACUGGAGAGAAACCUUACAAAUGUUUGGAAUGUGACAAAUCCUUUACCUGGCACCCACAUCUAAGAAGACAUCAGAGAGUUCAUAGUGGAGAGAAACCUCACAAGUGCAAAGAUUGUGAUAAGUGCUUUCUCUGGAUUUCUAGUCUUCGAAUACAUCAGAAAAUUCAUGAUGGAGAGAGACCUUAUAAAUGUAAGGAAUGUGCCAAAUCUUUUAUCUGGUACUCAAAUCUUAGAGUUCACCAGAAAAUUCAUACUUCAGAGAAACCUUACAAAUGUAUGGAAUGUGACAAAUCCUUUUCCCAGUAUGUACAUCUUAGAACACAUCAGAGAGUUCAUACUGGAGAGAGACCUUACAGAUGUAUGGAAUGUGACAAAUCUUUUACUAGAGCCUCAACUCUUAGAGCACAUCAGAAAAUUCAUACUGGGGAUAAACUUUAUAAAUGUAGGGAAUGUGACAAAUCUUUUACCAGAUGUUCACAUCUUAGAAUACAUCAGAGUGUUCAUACUGGAGAGAGACCUUACAAAUGUAUGGACUGUGACAAAUCUUUUCCUACGGGGUCAACUCUUAGAGCACAUCAGAAAAUUCAUACAGGAGAGAAGCCUUACAAAAGCAAAGACUGUGAUAUAUCUUUUUCCCAGGCCUCACAUAUGAGAACACAUCAGAGAGUUCAUACUGGAAAGAGAUCUUACAGAUGUAAGGAAUGUGGCAAAUUCUUUACUCAGUAUUCAACUCUAAGAGACCAUCAGAAAAUUCAUACUGGAGAGAAACCUUACAAAUGCAAAGACUGUGACAUAUCCUUUAUAUGGAUUUCAAAUCUUGAAAGGCAUCAGAAAAUUCAUACUGGAGUGAAACCUUACAAAUGUAAGGAAUGUAAGAAAUCUUUUUCUAGGUGCUCAAAUCUUAGAAGCCAUCAGACAAUUCAUACUGGAGAGAAACCUCACAAAUGCAAAGACUGUGACAUAUCCUUUAUGUGGAUUUCAAGUCUUAGAAGACAUCAGAAAAUUCAUACUGAAGAAAACAUAACAUUGUAAAUAAUAUAAUAUAACAUUUAUCUGGUAUUACCUGCUUGCAAAUCACAACAAGAGAAGUAAUAGAAAUGUAAAAAUAACAAGCUUGUGAAAUCCUUUAAUGAAGACUUAAAUCUCACAAAAUGUAUCAGAGUUCGUAUUAAAAUAAAAUUCUGGAAAUGUAA
This is a messenger RNA of Grammomys surdaster, 2641 nucleotides long. Its product is annotated as zinc finger protein 54-like. NCBI's taxonomy places the organism in Eukaryota, Metazoa, Chordata, Mammalia, Rodentia, Muridae. The record is from RefSeq and is a predicted model, not a curated record. Gene Ontology annotation, biological process: regulation of transcription by RNA polymerase II. The transcript has 4 exons. Bases 90 to 2480 code for a protein of 796 amino acids. Gene Ontology annotation, molecular function: RNA polymerase II cis-regulatory region sequence-specific DNA binding; DNA-binding transcription factor activity, RNA polymerase II-specific.